Messenger RNA from Enterobius vermicularis (human pinworm), 1293 nucleotides. NCBI's taxonomy places the organism in Eukaryota, Metazoa, Nematoda, Chromadorea, Rhabditida, Oxyuridae. The record is from the annotation of a GenBank genome assembly.
CUGUUUUCUGUACUCCCAACUUUUGAUGAAUUUAUAGGCAGCUGGUUAGACUACGAUUUUGUCCCACCCUAUUUUUCUUCGCUAGAGUCUAGAAAGAAGCGAGGUUUAGACGAUGAUGAAGGUGUUACUGAUGAUGAUCUCAAAAUACCAUCAGAUGUAGAAGUUUCGCAGAUCGACUACAAGUACUAUGUAUUGGAAACUUAUACAAACAGGUCAGAUAUGGUGAAAACUCACUACUUUGACAUUGAGGAGAUGCUAAAGAAGCCUGGAACUGUUGGAAACAUAAGUCAUCCUUUACUCUCCAAGAGCUACAGGAGGGCUGUGGCUGCGAGAAUACAGUUCGAAUUUCCCUUUUAUGGAUUUAGGAUGAAAAAUUUGACUAUUGCUACAGGCGGUUUUUCUUAUGUUGGAGAACAGUUCCACAGUUGGCUUGCGGCUACACAGUACAUUGCCCCACUCAUGGCGAAUUUCGAUACUUACGCAGAGAAUUCAACGAUUAUGUAUGCUGACGAUGGAGAGAAGUUUGUGAUUGAAUGGAAAAACUUACAGCUAAGGACCCAAAAAACAGAUGGAUAUUUCACAUUUCAACUUUCUUUGCACAAAAAUGGUGAUAUCUGGUUCGUUUAUAUUGAUAUACCAAUUCCUGUUGGAAAUAUCAGCGGUUCUCACCAUCCAGUGAAGAUUGGUGUAAGUGAUUUAAAGUUACAUGAUCAAAAUUUAAUUCUUUAUGAAUAUCACCGUAUCGAGGUAGACCCCAAAUUUGUAACUUCUAAUACAGUUAUUCGAUUGAUUGCACAACCAGCUUGUAUCCAAUAUCACACAUGUGAGGAAUGUUCAAAUGCAACAUUAUCUCAUUUCAAUUGUUCUUGGUGUCAUUCGAAAGCGGAGCAUGGAGGGCCGUUUUGCUCUGAUACUGCGGGUUUACAUAGACGUAGACAACAUUGGUUGGAUGCGAACUGCAAGAACAUUGGAAAAGUCACAUAUUGCAGCAGUGAAGAUGAUUACAAAGAGGUCGAGGAAGAAACACUAACGAGUCCACCUGACAAUCCAGGUUGUUUUAUAUUUCUUUUAAAGAAUAGCGCCAAAACGGAUGAUGAAUCUAAAACUUCGUUAAGUGCGGGAUACAUUUGGUUAUUUGUCAUUUUUAUACUGAUUGCCCUAGUAGUAUGUUGGUUUGCUUAUGCCUAUUUUCAUCCACAAACAGCUUCUGGACAAUUUUUAAUCAAGUAUCGUCUUUCUCAGUGGAGGAUGCCUUCAAGCCACGUUCGCUAUAGUGCGUCUGUGCACAUGUAA